This is a messenger RNA of Cucumis sativus (cucumber), 2640 nucleotides long. Its product is annotated as mannosyl-oligosaccharide 1,2-alpha-mannosidase MNS3. Gene Ontology annotation, biological process: N-glycan processing; carbohydrate metabolic process. The transcript has 7 exons. Bases 328 to 2232 code for a protein of 634 amino acids. NCBI's taxonomy places the organism in Eukaryota, Viridiplantae, Streptophyta, Magnoliopsida, Cucurbitales, Cucurbitaceae. Gene Ontology annotation, cellular component: trans-Golgi network; endoplasmic reticulum; membrane. Gene Ontology annotation, molecular function: mannosyl-oligosaccharide 1,2-alpha-mannosidase activity; calcium ion binding. The record is from RefSeq and is a predicted model, not a curated record.
AAAUUGUAAUGUUCGCGGAAUAAUAAUUAUUUGUUUCAAAUUUCGUUCAUCUUCUUCCUCUCCUCUUCUCUCUCUCUCUAUACGACCCGUAGACCUUCACUUCUUGUGGGCUUUUAAUCCAUACUUGCAAUUGCCGCCAAUCAAUUUCCCGCUCAAAAUUUCCGAUCAUUUCUACCGGUAAUUGUCGAUCGGAUGAUGUAAGAAGAGGUAUUAGGAAUCCGUUGCCAUUUUUAAAUCUCCGCGUCUCUCUUUCUGCAACUCAGGCCUCCGUGCGUAGCUGAGAGGAGGCCAACCGUACGAAAGCCCUAGAACGUGAUCUAAUUGAAUAUGUCGAGUUCUCUACCUUACUCUGUCAAGGAUGUUCAUUACGACAAUGCUAAGUUUCGACAGAGAUCCUACGUCAAGGUGAUGACUCAGAAUUUACUCACUGGUAGCAGAAAACGUGAUUAUCUAAGUUGUAGCACAGGAAAAUUUCUUGUAUUACUUUUGAUCUUCGGUUUGGCAUAUCUUUUAUUGACAAGUGCUACUCCUGUCCAUGUUCCCAACAAACUUGCCAAAGUUAGCGAGAAUAGUGAGAAACAAGAGAUUAAAAAUAAUGGUGGCAUCAACUUCAGGAACUUAUGGAGGAAAGCUCCUAGGCUUCCCCCUCAAUUACCACCAGAUGAAAAAGGUAGCAAUACUAGCUAUCAUAUCGAUCCAAACACGUUAAUCUCUGAGUCUUUAUGGAUUUCAAGGCAACAGAAAGUAAAGGAUGCGUUUAUCCAUGCAUGGUCCGGCUAUAAAAGGUAUGCAAUGGGGUAUGAUGAACUUAUGCCACUGAGCCAGCAUGGAACCGAUGGGUUGGGAGGUUUAGGUGCUACAGUUGUGGAUGCCCUUGACACUGCCAUGAUAAUGGGCGCUAGUGAUAUUGUCUCUGAGGCAGGCUCAUGGAUUGAAAAAAACCUUAUGGAUAGAAUUAAGGAAAAAGGACAAGUCAAUUUAUUUGAAACUACCAUACGUAUUGUAGGUGGUCUCUUGAGUGCAUAUCAUUUGAGAGCUGGAGAGUAUGGGAAGACCUUUGGAAAUGAAGGACCCAAACCUGCUGUUUAUCUAGAAAUUGCGAAGAACUUGGCUGAUCGUUUGCUAAGUGCUUUUACCUCCAGUCCAACUGCUAUUCCUCUCUGUGAUGUAGUUUUAAAAGAUUCCUCUGCCCAUGCAGCUCCUGGUGGAUCAAGUAGUACAUCCGAAGUAUCCACUUUGCAACUGGAAUUUAAUUAUCUUAGUACUGUUUCAGGCGACCCAAAGUAUUCAAUUGCUGCUAUGAAGGUCUUGGAACACAUGAAGAGCCUUCCAAAAGUGGAAGGUUUGGUUCCCAUCUAUAUUAGCCCUCAUACUGGCAAAUUUAGUGGUGAAACCAUAAGACUGGGAUCUCGUGGUGAUAGCUACUAUGAGUAUCUACUGAAAGUGUGGCUUCAGAAGCGAACAAGCGGAAAUAGUAAUUUCACUUACCUACAUGAUAUGUAUGAAGAAGCCAUGAAAGGUGUUAAACAUCUUCUUGUUCGGAAGUCUAUUCCAAAUGGGUUGGUUUUUGUUGGAGAACUGCCCUAUGGAUCAGAUUCUACUAUUAGUCCGAAGAUGGAUCAUCUGGUAUGUUUCUUAUCAGGUACCCUUGCUCUUGGUGCUACCAAGGGCAUCACCAAGGAAGAAGCCAUGAGUAAAAGCUUGUUGAACUUUGAUGAUCUGGAAAAUUUAAAUCUGGCAGAGGAUCUUGCAAAAACUUGCUUUGAAAUGUAUGAAGUAACCUCUACCGGUCUUGCCCCAGAAAUUGCUUAUUUUCAUACCGAGGAAUAUUCUGAACAAGGCCUUGAUGGUGGAAAUAAAAAAUCGAAAUACAUUGAUGACAUAAUAAUCAAGCCACUGGAUCGUCAUAAUCUUAUGCGGCCCGAAACAGUCGAGUCAUUGUUUGUCCUGUAUCGUAUCACAGGCGAUCCGAAGUAUCGUGCAUGGGGGUGGGAGAUUUUCGAAGCAUUCGAGAGGCACACAAAGGUUAGUAGUGGUGGAUAUACAUCACUAGAUGAUGUUACUACGAUUCCUCCUCGGAGAAGGGACAAAAUGGAGACAUUCUUCCUGGGGGAGACACUCAAGUAUUUGUACUUGCUAUUUGGGGACAGUUCCACGAUCCCAUUGGAUAAAUAUGUAUUCAAUACUGAAGCACAUCCUCUACCAAUGGACGGCAAUAUUCAGAUUCAAUGAUACCAAAAUUGUGUUCGGUUGAAAGGUUGGCAACUAAUCGUACCACAUUAGCUCACGGAAGCCUGUCAUGGUAAAAUCAAAUGGAAUAGAAGGUUUCACUUGCCAAUUCACAUGAGGUGCAUUACUGAUAUCUCGAUAAUUUAACCUUUCGUUGAAUUAUUUUCUUUUUUUCAAAUAUAGGUUUUUUGUUUUUCUAGUCUCUACAUCUUAGUCUAGCUUAAACAAAUAAUUUUGAUCAUGAUCAUUAAAAUUUGUGCACAAUGUAACCAUUUUUCGUGUUUUCUCAAACAAUUUUUAAAAAAAAAAUUUGAAAUUUGAAAUACUAAGUUGAAUAUGAGUAUGAACUUGAACUACAGUAGCGGCUAGUUGUUUCCAUUUAUUCACAUUCAACCGUUUCAAUUCUAUUCA